Molecule: messenger RNA, 1672 nt
Organism: Callorhinus ursinus (northern fur seal)
Lineage: Eukaryota; Metazoa; Chordata; Mammalia; Carnivora; Otariidae
Source: RefSeq, a predicted model, not a curated record
AUGGCCUUGCAGUGCUGGGCAGGGGAUGGGAGUCAGGUUAGGCAAGGCUAUGCCGAGGUCACGCACGGCCCCCAGGUGGCGCCCCCCAAGGCCAGGGGCCUGCUGUGUUCACCCCCUUCUUUACUCCUUUUCAUGUCCUGGCUCUUAAAGGUAAUUGAGACUGGAAAGCUUGGGGUGUUUCUCCCUAAGUGUGAUGCUGGGUGUUGCUUUAAGAGCCACAGCGGUGGCGGUGGUGACCCUUUCUCCCCCCAGAACUGUUUCAACAAACAGCAGCUCCUCACGGCCAUCCGCCAGCUGCAGCAGGUGCUGAAGGGCCAGGAGGCCCGCUUCGCCGAGGGCAUCCGCAACAUGAAGAGCCGGCUGGCGGCACUGCACAACUCCGUGAACAGAGUGGGCCCAGACGCCCCCCCAGUGUCCUGCCCUGCUCUGAAUGCCCCCCCGGAUGGCAUAAAGUUUGGAAGCAAGUACUUAGUGGAUCACGAAGUCCAUUUUACCUGCAACCCUGGGUUCCGGCUGGUUGGGCCCAGCAGCGUGGUGUGUCUUCCCAAUGGCACCUGGACGGGGGAGCAGCCCCACUGUAGAGACAUCAGCGAAUGCUCCAGCCAGCCUUGUCAGAAUGGGGGGACCUGUGUAGAAGGCGUCACCCAGUACAAGUGCGUCUGUCCUCCGGGGAGGACUGGCAGCCGCUGUCAGCACCAGGCCCAGACAGCGGCCCCCGACGGCAGCGUGGCCGGCGACCCCGCCUUCAGCCGCGCGCCGCGCUGUGCGCAGGUGGAGCGGACGCAGCACUGCAGCUGCGAGGCGGGAUUCCACCUGAGCGGCAGCGCCGCGGGCGACAGCGUCUGCCAGGAUGUGAAUGAAUGUGAGCUCUACGGGCAGGAGGGACGCCCCCGGCUCUGCAUGCACACCUGCAUCAACACCCCAGGUUCCUACCGCUGUGCCUGCCCCAGCGGGUACCGGACGCUGGCUGAUGGGAAGAGCUGUGAGGAUGUCGAUGAGUGUGUGAGCCCGCAACUCGUGUGUCCCCAGGGGACCAUGUGCAUCAACACCGGUGGAGGCUUCCAGUGCGUCAGCCCGGAGUGCCCCGAGGGCAGCGGCAACGUGAGCUAUGUGAAGACCUCUCCAUUCCAGUGUGAGCGAAACCCCUGCCCCAUGGACAGCCGACCCUGCCGCCACUUGCCCAAGACCAUCUCCUUCCAUUACCUUUCCCUGCCCUCCAACCUGAAGACGCCCAUCACGCUCUUCCGCAUGGCCACAGCCUCAGCCCCCGGCCGACCUGGACCCAACAGCCUGCGCUUUGGGAUCGUGGGUGGGAACAGCCGGGGCCACUUUGUGAUGCAGCGCUCAGACCGGCAGACAGGGGAGCUGAUCCUUGUCCAGACCCUGGAGGGGCCUCAGACACUAGAGGUGGAUGUCGACAUGUCGGAAUACCUGGACCGCUCCUUCCAAGCCAACCACGUGUCCAAGGUCACCAUCUUUGUGUCCCCUUAUGACUUCUAAGGCAGCCAGGGGGCGGGGUUACCUGCGCUGAGGAGAUCUGGGCUCAUUUAGCUUCCUCGGAGAUCUGGCUGUGGGCCCUGACUGUGACAGUUCUCUCUCCCCAGCCUGCCUUGUCCUUGCCCACCCGCCCGCCUGCCCGCGCCCCCAGGUUUCUAGGGCAAUGCUGCACACU